Molecule: messenger RNA, 1928 nt
Organism: Neurospora tetraspora
Lineage: Eukaryota; Fungi; Ascomycota; Sordariomycetes; Sordariales; Sordariaceae
Product: alpha-1,2 mannosyltransferase KTR1
Exons: 4
Coding region: 269-1579 (436 amino acids)
Biological process (GO): cell wall mannoprotein biosynthetic process; protein O-linked glycosylation; protein N-linked glycosylation
Cellular component (GO): Golgi apparatus; membrane
Molecular function (GO): alpha-1,2-mannosyltransferase activity
Source: RefSeq, a predicted model, not a curated record
CAGGAUCCAAGCCUGGCCAUCUUCUUUCCUGGUUGAUUUGUCCUUUUCAACCACCGAGGCCAUACGCCACCUACAGUUCCAUCUCGGACAUCUCUCCGAGAUCCCGAAGUUCCAGUCUUCGUUGUCGUGCAGCAGCAAUCGACGAGGGAUCCGGGUCGCUUCCUUCCAUUGUCCAUUUGUCCCACUGGACCCGUGAACACGACGGAACACCAUCAACACAACAAACUUAACUUUUAUUUAGGUUCGGUUUGGUCCAUAUUCUUCCAAAAUGGCGGCGGGCAGCGCACGCUACGUGCGCUACAUCCUCUUUGCCUUUUUUGUCAUUGCCGUUCUCUACUUCAUCUCUACUCCGACAUCCGUCGUGACCCCCUUAAAAGAUAACUUCGGCAAAUUCCAACAAUCCACCGGAAACUCGAAGCCUUCCACCGGAAGCACUACAGGAAGCACUGCCGGAAGCACCACCGGAGGCACCACCGACGCCGCCCACGAUGAGAAGACGCCCGUCAAGAGCAAUGGCGCCGACUACGAUCCUGCCCAGUACCCGUUGGCCAUGACUCCGAACGACCCGGGCUGGAACGAGUUGUCUGGCGUCAAGGGUGGCCCUCGCAUGAACGCGACCUUUGUUACCUUGGCUCGCAACGCCGAUGUUUGGGAAAUUGCAAAGUCGAUCCGUUCGGUCGAGGACCGCUUCAACCGCCGUUACAAUUACGACUGGGUCUUCCUUAACGAUAAGCCAUUCGACGACACCUUCAAGAAGGUUACCUCCUCCCUUGUCUCCGGCAAGACGUACUAUGGCGAGAUCCCGACCGAGCACUGGUCGUUCCCGCCGCACAUCGACCAGGAGAAGGCCAAGAAGGUUCGCGAGGACAUGAGACAGCGCAAGAUCAUCUACGGUGACAGCGUCAGCUACCGCCACAUGUGCCGUUUCGAGUCCGGCUUCUUCUUCCGCCAGCCCCUCAUGAUGAACUACGACUACUACUGGCGCGUCGAGCCGAGCGUCGAGUUCCACUGCGACAUCCACUACGAUCCUUUCCGCUUCAUGCACGAGAACAAGAAGAAAUACAGCUUCGUGCUCAGCCUUUACGAGUAUUUCGAGACUAUCCCGACCCUCUGGGACAGCGUUACCAAGUUCAUCAAGAACCACCCCGAGCACAUUGCCGAGGGCAACUCCAUGGCUUUCCUCAGUGACGAUGGCGGCAAGACCUACAACAAGUGUCACUUUUGGUCCAACUUCGAGAUUGGCAGCCUCAACUGGCUCCGCUCCAAGGCCUACACCGACUACUUUGAGUCUCUGGAUCAGGACGGUGGUUUCUUCUACGAGCGUUGGGGCGAUGCUCCGGUCCACUCCAUUGCCGCCGGCUUGAUGUUGAAGAAGGAGGAGAUUCACUUCUUCAACGACAUUGCCUACUACCACGUUCCGUUCACCCACUGCCCCACCGGAGAGCAGUUCCGUCUCGACCGCAAGUGCCACUGCAACCCCAAGGAUAACUUUGAUUGGAAGGGAUAUUCUUGCACUUCGAGAUACUACGAGCUCAAUGGUCUGCCGAAGCCGGAGGGCUGGCAAGAUCAGUCGGAUUAGAAUGAGGCGAGGAAGAGGCAGUUAUGAGGGAGGUGUGGGGAUUAAGGCUUUAUGAUGGGGAAACAGGUCCGCAAACAAAAACAAAAGCGGACAUCCACUAGAAUGUAUUAUCGUUAUAAUGACCUUUUCGUUCUUAUGGUGAUAUAACCCAAUAGCCUAGAAACAUGGGACGUAUAAAUGGGAAAGGUUAGGCAAAAACGAAGUUGUGUUUUCUCAAUGUUCUGAUGGGUAUGGGUCGAGAGGAGCGUCAAGGGAAGUAUGUAACAAUCCCUUAGGAGUAUGUCGCUACCACUGUGGGGAGUUGCUAGGCAUUAAAAACGAACUUGUCAGCAAAUCAUUUGGUCAGGUC